This is a messenger RNA of Vicia faba (fava bean), 618 nucleotides long. Lineage: Eukaryota; Viridiplantae; Streptophyta; Magnoliopsida; Fabales; Fabaceae. The record is from the annotation of a GenBank genome assembly.
AUGCUGACUGCAGUUGCAAAUGAAAGUAACACCUACGAGAUAGUGACAGAAUUAUGUGAAGAUGCUGCAAAUGUUGACAUCCCAAUAGCAAGGGAAUCAAUUCGAGCUGUUGGCAAGAUAGCACUGCAGCAGUAUGAUGUCAAUUCCAUUGUUGAUCGACUUCUACAGUUUCUGGAGAUGGAAAAGGACUAUGUUACAUCUGAAGCUCCGGUGCUUGUGAAAGAUCUUCUAAGAAAAUAUCCUCAAUGGAGUCAGGAUUGUAUUGCGGUUGUUGGGAAUAUCAGUAGCAACAAUGUCCAAGAACCUAAAGCUAAGGCAGCUCUCAUAUGGAUGUUAGGGGAGUAUUCUCAGGAGAUGCAUGAUGCUCCGUAUGUCCUGGAAAGUAUAAUUCAAAAUUGGGACGAGGAACAUUCUGCCGAGAAAGCAUUAGGAGCUGCACUGGCUGCUGGUCUUGCUGACUUUCACCAGGAUGUUCAUGAUAGAGCCUUGUUUUAUUACAGGCUUCUACAAUGCAACGUAUCAGUGGCAGAGAGUGUGGUGAACCCUCCCAAACAAGUACAAGCGCAACUGGUCAAGCUCCAGCAUCUAUCAUGGCAAUUGAUGAUCUGUUUGGUUUAG